AUAGGGUGUCCAGCAAUUCUUGUUCAUCGUUUCUGUUUUCUUGAGCUGAAUUUAGAUAUGCUCUUAGGAGAACAUCCCAUAUUACAUUUUUAAAGAAGUUGAAUUUUUAAAUUACGAUACAUGUUCAGGGAAUAAGGGUCACUAUCCUUAAAAUAGUUUGUUUGCCAUAUUGUCAAAUGAUUCAAAAAAGGAAAAUCUUUGAUUCAGUUUUAUGUAUUACAGCUUUAUCAUAAGGGAUUCUUACUAAAAUUUAUAGAAAUCAGACUGAUCAUUUUAUUUGUAUCAACAAAUUAUUAACCAUACUUUUGCCUAUUCACAGGCUUGUAUUUAAUAAACUCACAAGUUAAGCAUGAGAGCUGUGACCUCUGUGAUGUGUAACAUUACCCAAUUUUCCAGGAGGAUUUAGUCCCAUUCUGAUCCCUGUUCUUCUCUCCAUAUGUGUACACUUUCAUGCUUGUCGAAAACACAACCAUAUCGUUACUCUUUUCAUGGUAGCUUAACAGAAAAAUGGCGGGUAAUUUUGGAUCAUUCAAGCACAGUUUCCUAAGAACACCUAGAGAUAGGUGGCUAUCAAGAAAGACCUAUCCUGAACUGGGGUUUCUGGAAGGCGACUAUCCUAAUGAAGAUGAGAGUUUCUGGUCAAGAUUUCACGAAAAACUCAUUAAAUUUAGAUGUGAUGUUGAGAAUGGUAUUUUUAAGGCCUUUAAAAUGGGUCGAUCAGAUCCCAGGAAAGUUGUUUUUGCAGCUAAGAUGGGGUUGGCUCUGGUGAUUGUUUCGCUUCUUAUUUUCUUUAGAGAGCCAUUGUCUUAUAUCGGGCAACAGUCAAUCUGGGCAAUUCUUACUGUCGUGGUUGUGUUUGAAUUUAGUAUAGGAGCUACGCUUAGUAAGGGAUUUAACCGUGCUGUGGGGACGCUUUUAGCUGGAGCGUUGGCUCUUUGUAAUGCAGAACUAUCCCAGAUGGCUGGAAAGUUUCAAGAAGUUGUGAUUGUUACUAGCAUCUUCAUUGCAGGUUUCUUCGCGAGCUAUCUGAAACAACAUCCAGCAAUGAAGCAAUAUGAAUAUGGAUUUCGUUGUUUCUUGUUGACGUAUUGUAUUGUUCUGGUAUCCGGGAUGUCACAUUUUGUUAAAACAGCUUUUUCAAGAUUGUUAUUGAUCUCUGUCGGAGCUGGUGUUUGUAUGGUCAUAAACAUAUGCAUUUACCCCAUCUGGUCAGGAGAGGAUCUGCACAAAUUGGUUGUGAAAAACUUCAGAGGUGUUGCCAACUCCUUGGAAGGCUGCGUUAAGAGGUACCUGGACUGUGUCGAAUAUGAAAGAAUUCCUUCAAAAAUUCUUGUAUAUCAAGCUUCUGAUGAUCCAUUGUACAGCGGAUAUAGAGCUGCUGUACAGUCUACUAGCCAAGAGGAAACCUUGUUAGGUUUUGCUGUAUGGGAACCGCCUCAUGGUCGUUACAAAAUGUUCAAUUAUCCGUGGAGUACCUAUGUCAAAGUCAGUGGUGCAUUAAGGCAUUGCGCGUUUACAAUCAUGGCUAUGCAUGGAUGUAUACUUAGCGAGAUACAGGCAGCGGCUGAGUUGAGACAGGUUUUCAGGAGUGAGAUUCAGAAAGUUGGCACUGCAGGUGCUAAAGUGUUACUUGAGCUUGGCGCGAAGGUUGAAAGGAUGGAGAAAUUAAGCCCGGAAGAUUUGCUAGCAGAAGUGCAUGAGGCUGCAGAAGAGUUGCAACUGGCAAUUGACAAGAAAUCAUACCUUCUGAUCAAUGCUGAGAGUUGGGCAAGUACCAGAAUGCCAAAGGAAUUUGAGGAUCCCAACAAUAUACAAGAACUGAAGGAUUCUGAAAACAAGAAUCUGCUUAUAAGCUCCCUCAGUCAAGUAGCGGGCCAUUUAAGAUCAAUGCACACGCCAAAGCACCCGAACAUGAGCCAAGCUCUGUCGUUUGGAGUUGCUUCGUCUGAAGAUAUUUCCAGGCAGCAACAAUGGCCCUCACGUUUAUCCAUGCUUGGUGACACCGUUCUUAAUGAACGCGAGGUACAUACAUAUGAAAGUGCAAGUGCGCUGUCAUUAGCUACCUUCACUUCCUUGCUGAUGGAGUUUGUUGCAAGGCUUCAGAACCUUGUUACAUCAUUCGAGGAGCUCAGUGAGAAGGCAAAAUUUACAGAACCUUCACCAAACACAGCCGUAUUUGUGGAGUAGUUCACUGGAGGGGACAACAGGAUUCAUGCUCUUUCUUGAGCCAAGUUGCCUCAAAGGAUGGCUCGACUGAAUUCAACUUGGUCCAGAUGCUGCGGGAAGAGAAAAGACGAGAUGAACGAAAUAGGCUAAGUACGAUAAUUUCUGUUUGUGGUUCAUGUGUCUCUUUCUUAUGGCAUAGGAUACUAAUACAAGGAUUACUUAAUGAAACACUUGGAAGCCGGAAUUUCUGUAAAUUAAUCCCUUUUAUUUCCAGUUCAUCUUCCAGAUGCGUGCUAUGUUAUUCAGCUGUAUCGGUACACUUUAAAGGGCGCACAUAUAUACCUGAACAGACCUGCAAUCUAUGUUAUCUGGACUCAGGCUAGGAGCCUCUAUAGUAGUUGCAUGUCCAAGUGUCCG
Daucus carota subsp. sativus is the source of this 2583-nucleotide messenger RNA. RefSeq names its product aluminum-activated malate transporter 4. The transcript is spliced from 6 exons. The record is from RefSeq and is a predicted model, not a curated record. Gene Ontology annotation, biological process: malate transport. Gene Ontology annotation, cellular component: plant-type vacuole membrane. Bases 508 to 2187 code for a protein of 559 amino acids. NCBI's taxonomy places the organism in Eukaryota, Viridiplantae, Streptophyta, Magnoliopsida, Apiales, Apiaceae.